This is a messenger RNA of Brassica oleracea var. oleracea, 2058 nucleotides long. Its product is annotated as disease resistance protein RPS4-like. The coding region runs from base 1 to 2058 and encodes 685 amino acids. The transcript is spliced from 6 exons. Gene Ontology annotation, biological process: defense response. Lineage: Eukaryota; Viridiplantae; Streptophyta; Magnoliopsida; Brassicales; Brassicaceae. The record is from RefSeq and is a predicted model, not a curated record.
AUGGGGGUUCUGUUUUGGAAGAUUUCGGUGGAACUUGCUUUCCUGGAUAGGAAGUACCAGCAUGGUUCAGUCACCAAGCCUAUGGAUCGUAUGUUGGAUAUCAAGAAACAUGUUGAGGAGGAAGAUGAAGAGGAAUGCAGUCAUACAGAGGCUUCAUUCGAAUUCCAAGUGACAGAUGGUACAGAAGUGUUAGAAGGUUGCGAGGUGCUAAAGUGUGGCUCCAGUUUGGUCUAUUCAACUGACGAAAGGACGAAUAUGAGUUGGGUUGCGAAGACUGGUGUAAUUGCAGAGAGGAUUAACAACAUCCCAGGUCAAGCAACAUAUUAUGGUAACUCUAGAAGUUAUGAUGAUAUCCAGUAUGGAUCUUACUCUGGUCCAACUCUGGGAAGGGAUGAAAAUUUCUUCAGUGAAGCGACUUUUGAUGUUACCCCAAAUUCACAGAAAAGUUAUAAAAAUAAGAAAGUGGGCCUAUUGAAAAAAGAGAGUGACGCAGGAGGAGACUUCACUGAAAGCUCUUUUCAUGACAACACAUCUUCGGCAAACGUAGAGAAGAUAAAAAGGCAUCCCUUGGUUGGACUUGAACAGCGACUCAAGGAAAUAGAAAAAGUUGUGUACUCAACACCAGGAAAAACUCGUAUUGUUGGUGUUCUUGGAAUGCCCGGCACUGAUAACGUGAGUGACAAGAAACAAUUAGAGUUUCUCCUCGGUGACCUUGGGUGGAUUAAGAAGGGAAGCAAGAUUGUUAUUACAACAUGUGACAAGUCAUUGCUCAAGGGGUUGGGUCAUGAUACCUAUGUGGUCCCACAAAUGAAUAACAAAGAGGCCUUUCAACUCCUUACUCAUCAUGCCUUCUAUAAUCAAUUCCGUCCAGCAGAAACCUUCCUAACGCUUUCGAGAAUGUUAGUGGAUAAUGUUGGAGGCAACGCACAGGAUCUCAAGGUCCUGGGAAGCUUCCUCUCUGGGAAAAAUGAGGCCUACUGGCAAUAUGAGCUGCUAAGAGUGAGACAAAGUUUCAAUAUGAAAAUGACAGAUAUCUGGAGAUUCUCUCUUGAUCAACUUAAUAAGCAACAGAAAGAUGUGUUUCUUGACAUAGUGUAUUUUCUUAAAUCUGAAGAAGAGUAUUUUGUUAGAAGUAUAUUGGAUCGAGGAAGUCAUGAAGCUGUGAGUGGAGUAAGAGAUCUCGCUGAGAAAUUGCUUAUUACUAUUUCUUGUGGGCGAGUGGAGAUGCAUGAUCAAUUGUAUUCACUGGCCAAUGACCUUGGCCUUCCUGGGCGGCAUAAGCUUUGCAACUACGAAGAUAUCAACAAUCUGACAAAACAGGAAGCUAAGAAUGUGAGAGGUAUUCUCUUAGAUAUGUCUGAAAUAACGGAGAGUAUUGCCUUGGAACGUGUGACCUUCUCUGAUAUGGGCAAUCUUCAAUACCUGAAGAUAUACAAUUCUUGUUGUCGUCGGCACUGCAGAGCUGACUGCAACUUAUACUUCCCUGAUGGACUUGACUUCCCCUUGGAAGAGGUCCGAUAUCUCCAUUGGGUGAAAUUUCCUUUGCAUGAACUUCCACAAAACUUCAGACCUGAGAGUCUUGUAGACCUGAGCCUUCCUUACAGCAAGAUUGAACGUGUUUGGGAAGGUGUUAAGGAUACACCACGGUUGAAGUGGGUAGAUCUACGCCACUUGCUCGACUUGUCAGCAUUGUCAAGAGCUGAAAAUCUUGAAAGAUUAAAUCUGGAAGGCUGCACGAGUUUGGAUGAGUUGCCAGUGGAGAUCCAGAAUAUGAAGUCUCUUGUUUACCCGAACAUGAAAGGAUGCACACGUCUUUGGUAUCUUCCGAAAAUGAAUUUAGUCUCUCUGAAAACUCUCAUCCUCAGUGACUGCCUAAACCUAAAAGAAUUUCAGGCCAUCUCCGAAAGUGUAGAAUAUCUACAUUUAGAUGGCACAUCAAUGGAAGGACUUCCUCCGGCUAUACAGAACAUCCAGAGACUUGUUGUAUUAAAUUUGAAAAACGGCAAAAUGUGUCGGGUCCCUCUUAGAUGGAGAGAACCAAGUGGGCAUGAGACAUAA